Molecule: messenger RNA, 3766 nt
Organism: Acanthopagrus latus (yellowfin seabream)
Lineage: Eukaryota; Metazoa; Chordata; Actinopteri; Spariformes; Sparidae
Gene: edn1
Product: endothelin 1
Exons: 5
Coding region: 2336-2953 (205 amino acids)
Biological process (GO): vein smooth muscle contraction; regulation of vasoconstriction; intracellular calcium ion homeostasis
Cellular component (GO): extracellular region
Molecular function (GO): hormone activity; endothelin A receptor binding; endothelin B receptor binding
Source: RefSeq, a predicted model, not a curated record
AAAGCAGGAUGAUGAAGUGAAGCAUCUGAUCAGCAAAAGAAAUCUCUAUCAACGUCCCUAAACUAAAGUAUCCACAUUUUAACCUAAACUUUAUAAAGCUGCAUCUGAUGCUACUUGAUUUUGUCUGAUUCUGUCAUGAGCACAAGCUGUUCCCCUGACCAGUGGAAAGUCACAGCACCAGCCUGUGAUUGAAGGCCUCAGAGGUGCAGUAUGUCAGGAAACUUUACCGAAGACAUUUCCACUCGGAGCAUGCGUGAACACAUAAGCAAGGUCAGUUUUCCACUGCUGAUGUGAUUUAGGGAAAUGAAGCACUCCUCGGUUUCCACAGUUUAUUACAACUAGUGGAAGGAAAGCAUGAGAUCAAUAGCCACUUUGGAGCUUGUUUGUACUUUCAUUUAUAAAUUAAUAACAUGCAGCAUUUGUGGAGCAAAGGGGCAAACAGGACGUUAUAAUUACUGCAAAGGGAUGAUGUGAGACAACAUUAUAGGAUGACAGAUUAUCUCAAAUACUCUAAAUGUUGAUUUAUAUGUAAACAUCUGUAUAGUACGCCACGUUGCUUAUAUUAUACUUACAUUAUACUUAUAAUUACCAGUUGAACUGUUUAACAUCCAGCAGGAAUCAUGCUCAAAAAAUGAAUAUAGAUUAUAAUGCCUGUGCUGGUUAUGUAAUGUUGGAUGUAGUGUCCACUAUAACCCUAUAAUACUGUAUUCUGAGGGACAGAGAAGUGAAUGAGGAGUAUUAAACUCUGAGUUUUAUUCCAACUCACUGCUCCAGUCCAGACCAUGCAAAGGGCAAACUCUCCUCCUACCUGGCAGCCUCAUUGUCUGUAUACAAAGCAGGCUGGCUCUCAAAGUUCAAACUUCACUAUGUGACAACAUUGCUGCUAACUAAAAAUACUUUCAUUGCUAAUUAAGUUGGAUAUUUCUUUUGUUUUUUUUAGCAUACAUUUUAUUCAAUUCUUUUUAGUAAUUACCACACUUCAGUUUUGCAAAAGUGGUAUAUUGUGAAUUGAAGAGGAAAGAAGAAAGGGAAUAAAAGAUGUUGUACUUCAUGUGAUGAUAACUGCGUAAAUACACACGUGUGGUUGAUAAAACAAUGAUAUAUUUGUCAAAAUACUUUGUUUAUCAUCCGUCUAUGUUUAAACUUAUAUUGUAAUUGCAGAUGAACCAGAGGUUGUAUGUAAACUGGGAGCAUUUCUCAGAAAUCUUUUGAUUCGCUUUAAAUAACCUGCUUCGAACUUGGGAGUCUAUUAUGCUCUUGUUUUAUGUUUGUACUCCACACCACAAUGUAGUGGUCAAGAGAAAAGAAAAAAACAGAAUCAGAGUCAAUAUAAGCAUGUUGAAGAACAGUAAUCAAAAAUAACAGAUGUACCGGAUGCAACAGAACAACACCUUGUGAUGUUAUUUAUUGUUGACUACCAUCUUUCUACCAAGAAAAGUGAUAUCUUGUUAUAUUAGUCUUUUAAUAAACAUCCAAAGUUUAAUGCCCUCAAUAUUUUGUCAAUUGGUUCCUCUGGUAUUGAAAAUUACACUGAAUAUUGUUGUAUCAAAGUUAGAAACUUGUGUAUCCUGACAACACUAGUGCUUUGUUUAAGUUAUGACUCUACUCUCACUGUGUUUCUUAAUGGCUUUUAAUAAUGUUAAUUCGUACCUUCUCCUUCAUGAUGUCCUUUAUGAUUUAAAACAAGGAAUUUUCUUUCUCCUGUUCUCUGUUCUUGGUAUAUUUCUUUUUUUUUUCUACAUUCUUACAUUUUUAAUGUUAUUUGAGUCAAUUUCUGCAAAAAAAUAUGUUUUACUUCUACCUAAGUAACACUUAACACCUAUACUCUCACCAUUAUAACAUACUUCUUUAUGUAAUGUUCACCACUACAGCAUUUGCCUGCCACCUGCCGUCUCAUUACUGCCACUGCAGCUCAGCCACAGAGUCCGACUGAAGUGUGGUACAGGUCGCAUUCAAUCACCCGGCGUCUCCCCCAUCAUCCACUCACUCACAGCCAAGGCAUCUCAAAGUCUUCCACUCCGCCUGCACGGCUGCUUAUCAGCUAACAAACAUCAUCGUCUGGGUACGAGCCAAAGGACAACAGAGAGCGGAGCAGCAGCAGCAGGAGGAGGCGGAGGGGAGGUGGGACGCUCCUGUAUAAAGUCAAAGGGCUGAACAUGUGGGGCCACACUGACAGAGACUCUGCACCGCUCCUGCGUCAAUCUCUGAGGACGACCAGCGAGACACUGUACCGAAGAGAGAAUCACUGGAUCUUUAAUUUUACACUUCUGGAGGAUUAUUGUUACUUUUGCCGAGCGAUAUUAUUUUUUUUUUUUGUCUAAGACGAACCUGAAAAAUGGAUUUACACGUUUUGAUUUCCGUCUUAUCAGUGAUGUACUCCUGGAUUUUGUGUGCAGUACUUGCAGCGCCUUCUGGAGAGACAACCACCGCCUCCACCACCACCCAGGGGCGCCAUGUGCGGACCAAACGCUGCUCCUGCGCCACUUUCCUGGACAAGGAGUGCGUCUACUUCUGCCACCUGGACAUCAUAUGGGUCAACACACCUGAGCGCGUGGUCUCCUACGGACUGGGCAACGCUCCCAGGACGAAGCGCGCGGUCGUGGGCUCCAUGGCAACCAGCAGCAGCAGCAGCAGUGGACCCCGGUGUCAGUGUUCCCACGAAGAAGACAACACAUGCAGGAACUUCUGCCGGAUGGGAAAACGCCUCAGGUAUGAGACGCUGCCAGACACGGUGAUCCGCUCCGCCCAGGGCGAUGGUUGUGCCGAGGCGCAGUGCAAACACAAGCUGGCAGCCGACACGGGCAGGAUUAAAAGGAUGAAGAGUGGCAACACGAAACGGGUGUCGCCUCUAGCGAUCAGGGCCACCCUGAAGACCAGCCUGCUUCUGAAGAAAUGGAGGGCGAGACAGCGCCACAGGGCGAGGGCAUGGGAGGGCGAGAGCGUGGCCUCCUAAAGACGACAGAUAACCUCCGCGCCUUGUCAUACAGAGGAGGAAAGGGUUUCAUAAGCCCUUUCUCUACAGCCAAUGGAAGAGAAAGGAGAGCCCAGAUAUGGCCGGGAAACUUCCUCCGUGUUGGCUUCGAGAGCAUUCACGACUCGACUCGGUUGCACUUCAUCAGUCAGAUGAACGAGGGCAGAGACAGUAGACACGGAGUUCAGGUGAAAGUAGAUAAGCUGAGCGGAGUCGGACUCGGCUGAUUGAUCCUGUCGGUGUCAGGGUCAGACUCACUCACCGCUCCUCAUAUGGACUAAAAAAGAAAAAAACACAACAGAGCAUUUCAAACACUUGACUUUACUGGAAGGAUUCCACAUACAGUAAAUCCUUCCACUGCCGUAUACGGAUGAGGGCAGUCCUACUCAUUAUAUUUAAAGAUGCCAUUACUUUUCCUCACACAAAGUUGCAGAACCAGACUGUUACGUCUACAUAGAAGGGAUCAUGUGCCUCGUCACUGCUUCACACAAGGCAAUUUUUCACCGACUGAAACUAUUUACUGCAUUUUAUGUAACAGGUUGUCCCCUGUCAGGACACAGGUCAUUGUAGCUGUGCAGUACAGUAGCUGCUGGGAGUUCUUUCAUUUAUCAUAAUUUAAUUGUCCACUAAAUAUGCUAUGUAUGUAUGUUGAUGCCACUAUUUAUUUAUUCUUUUUGUAUGUUGUAAUUUGAUGGCCAUAUUGGCCCGUCACGUUUGGUUUUGUCAUUUCUGUGAAAUGUUUUGUCACCAAGGUGCCAAGUUUUGGCCAAUCUUAAAUAAAUUUGUACACACUUA